Messenger RNA from Oncorhynchus tshawytscha (Chinook salmon), 2062 nucleotides. Its product is annotated as endosome-associated-trafficking regulator 1-like. The transcript is spliced from 8 exons. The coding region runs from base 442 to 1488 and encodes 348 amino acids. Lineage: Eukaryota; Metazoa; Chordata; Actinopteri; Salmoniformes; Salmonidae. The record is from RefSeq and is a predicted model, not a curated record. Gene Ontology annotation, cellular component: early endosome; ciliary basal body; recycling endosome. Gene Ontology annotation, biological process: positive regulation of cilium assembly; positive regulation of protein localization to cilium; regulation of cytokinesis.
GCAACUGAACUAUACUUUAAACAUGAUAUUGAUAAGAAUUACCAUUUAAAUACACUUACCGGGAUUACGAAUUAAUCGCGGCACGUGUAAAUUUGCCGGGGAAAUUGGAGCUCUAGAGACUCAUGGGAAAUGUUUUGUUUGUUUUUCAUUUUACGUCACAUGAAUUUUAACAAGUGAGAAGUUUAGGAUUUUCCACGUGAUUUUCCACGUUUGCUGCAUGGAUAUACACAUCUGAUGUGGACCAUGUCAUUUUGAUCAAUUACCAUUCUUAGGACAAGUCAUUUUUUUCUACCUCGAGUUAUUAGCAAGUAGCUACAUUAUUUCGGGAGUUAAUAAUCAAAUGGACCGUGUCACACUUCUGUUUUUCGCAACCUAGCUAACGCUAGCUUUCUGUUCUAGCUAGCUACCAUUCCAUCGCCGAUUGACUGGUUAACCAUCAACAUGGCAAAGCAUAAAACAUCUGCAAAAUCUCUUAUAAUUGAAGAUGAUGAAGUCCGAGAAGAUGGUGAUGAUAUGAAUCCCUUUUCCUUCAAAGAGUUAAUCCGCAGUAAAAACCAAGGGGAUUCAGAUGCAAAGAAGUACCCAAUGCGAAAGGAGGCAUAUGGGAGCACAUUCUUGGGGGAAUAUACUAUCCCGGGCCCUAAGAGCUUUGAUCAAGACUUCCAGGGUCACUUUUACAUAGACCCCGCACCGUUUCCUCAGUCUCUGGACAAUGAGACAAAGGAGUGGGCUGGGAGUUACCAGCCAUCAGCCAUUGAGGAGGCGCAUGAAUUUAGACUGUGUGGCACUGCAGCAGCAGACAGCAGCACAUACUCUUCCCUGUGCACCGAGGAAGAAGAGGAUACUUCCUUAUCUGUAUGGCAGGUGGAUGAAGAACUUUCACCAAAGGCCCCCCAGUACAGGAGUGCACCAGUGAACUAUGAGGGAGAUGACGAAACAUCCAUGGCAGAGCUCUCCUACAAGACCAAGAAGAGUAGUACAGAGAAUGGCCAUAGGGAUCAACAAAAGCUGAGGGAGGAAAAUACACAGCUCAGGAAUAACAUUAAAUAUCUUGUGAAAAAGUCUGAGAAGGAUGAUCAAAGAAUUCGACACCUCACAGAUGAGUUGCACAAGAGAAGAGUGCAGGGGGAGAGGGAGGCUCAGGCUUUAGAGACCAUGGUCCACUCCGUAGAGCAGAACCUGCAGUUAAUGACCAAACGAGCAGUGAAGGCUGAAAACAUUGUAUCAAAACUCAAACAGGAGCUUCAUCAAUUACAGGGCCAAGUAGAGGGGUGCCGAUAUGAGAAUGAGAGACUUCGAGCUAGAGAGACAGCUGCCUUAAAUACAAUGAAACACAACGCGCAAGUGGCCUCGGAGUACCUUAACAAAGCAGCACUCAAUGCUGAGACUUCCAUCAAGAAAUUACUUACGGGAGCAGAAACUCUUUGUCUGGUAUCUCAACUGCUGCAGUCCAUUGACAACAUAUCUGAGAUUCACAAUGAAGGCUGAUGGAGUUUAAGGAGGCUAUAGAAUUUAGAUCUAGGACCAUCCAUCAAGAAACUGGAAAACAAUUAUGGCAUGUCAUUGUCACUCAACAUUCCCAGAUAAUCUAAAGUUGUAGUGUGUGCACUGAUUUGUGACAAAAUAAGAGAUAUUGCUUUUUUAAAAACUUGUACUUCAUAAAAUGUUUAGUUUUGAACCACUUUAACAGGCCAUUUGAAAACAAUAUGCUAACAGCUGUAUUUAAAGCUGAGGCAAAUAUGACUGUGACUCAAAGUUGUUUGUGUAUUAUUUUGUGAGCAUUGUUUACACAUUUUACACUGCAUAUGUUCCACAAUCUUUGCUUGAACGUAGUCCUACUAUUCGUAGUAGGAAUUAUCAGGAGACUUCCUGUAGCUACCUGUCAGUUAAUUGCUUGCUAAGUUUUCCAACUGCUGAUACCACUACAUUUUUUUACCAGAAAUGGUAUUGUAUCCACAUUUGCUAAAACUGUCAGUCUGGUUAGUAAUGAGUGUCUUUGAUAGUUGUUAAUUGUACUGGUAUUACAGUAUUAAAUAAUACGUAAAUACAUUAUUAUACUAGG